CACAUUUUUUCUUAUUACCAAACCCCCUGCAUAUAGUAAAAUAAUUACCAGAAAAAACAUCGCAUUUUAAUUUCUUUUGUUCGCAAUUUCGAAUUUUUAUCCGUGUAUUUAUAUAUAUGUUUACCGGCGAUGCCAACGGCGGUGAACGUAGCGAAGCAAUGCUUAACAGCGGAAUCAUCCUACGCGCUACAAGAAGCAGUCAACGUGGCGCGUCGACGAGGACACUCUCAAACGACGUCGCUUCACGCCGUCUCCGCGUUACUCUCCCUCCCAACCUCGCUCUUACGCGACGCGUGCGCUCGUGUCCGAAACUCAGCUUACUCUCCUCGUCUCCAGUUCAAAGCUCUUGAGCUCUGCCUCAGCGUUUCGCUAGACCGGAUCCAAUCGGGUCAACAGCAUCCCGGAUCCGAUGAUCCGCCCGUCUCGAACUCUUUCAUGGCUGCUAUCAAACGCUCCCAGGCUCACCAGCGUCGCCUCCCCGAGAACUUCAGGAUGUACCAAGAGAUGAUGUCUCAGAACUCGCUCUCUUGCGUGAAAGUGGAGCUUCGUCAGCUGAUUCUCUCGAUCCUGGAUGAUCCGGUUGUGAGUCGGGUGUUCGGUGAAGCGGGUUUUCGGAGCUCCGAGUUGAAGCUCUCGAUUAUCCGGCCCAUCCCUCACCUUCUCCGAUACUCAUCACCACGACAACAACAACAGCCUCUGUUCAUCUGUAGCGUAACCGGAAAUUAUACCGAACCGGAAUUAAAUCCGGUUCGAUGGGGGUUCAGCGUAAUGAACCGGAAUCUUGCCGGAGAUUCCGAUCACCACCGGAGGAUCAGCGCGGUUUUAGCAAGGGACAAAGGGAGGAACCCUCUGCUCGUGGGAGAAUCUUCCCAAGCUGUGCUAACCGGUUUUUUAAAUUCCUUGGAUAACCGAACCGACGGUUUAACAGCGGUUAGCCUCAGCUCAGAGAUUUUCGACCAAAUCAACGUUAAAUUCGAUAAAACCUACCUCGACGCGAGGUUUCGUGAACUGGAGAAGGUGGCUGAGCAAGGUUCAAGACCUGGUUUGGUCUUGAGUUAUGGAGACCUGAGGGUUUUCACCGAUGGCGAGGGAUCGGCUGCGAGUUACAUCGUUAGUCGUGUUUCGGAGUUGUUAAGGAGAUUAGGGAGGAGAGUGUGGUUGAUAGGAGCGACGACGAGCAACGAAGUUUAUGAGAAGAUGGUGAAGAAGUUUCCUAACGUGGAGAAAGAUUGGGAUAUGCAGUUACUCACCAUCACCACAACUACUCUUGGGUCUUGUCUGCCUCAUCACAAAUCCAGUUUGAUGGGAUCGUUUGUUCCAUUUGGUGGAUUCUUCUCAACUCCUUCUGACCUAAAACUACCCUUCUCCGGUUUUCACAGAGAAACCACCGGACCGGUCUCUUCAAUAUCCGAUCAGACCCAAUCUACCUUGCCACCUUGGUUGCAGAUGACCACAAGAACCAAUUUAAACCAAAUAUCUGGUUCCAAGAUCCCCUCAGUGCAGACCACACAAGGGUUGGAACCAGUUUGCGGAAGCAAGUCGACGAUCAGUGCUUCUGCAUCGACCAGUUCAGCUAAAUCGGUCACGACUGAUCUAAAUGGGAAUAUGUGUCCGGCCACCACAGGAUCUGGUCUCAAGAAGCAUUUGGAUGACAAAGAUUUUGCUCAUCAACGAUCUUCAUCAAGGGAUCUCAACGUUGAGAGCAUCAAGAUUAUAUACCAAAGACUAACCGAUAGGGUUUCAGGGCAAGAUGAUGCUGCCAGAGUUAUCAGCUCAGCAUUGUCACAACCGCCUAGGAUCAGCACUAGGAGAGACGUUUGGCUCCAUUUGGUUGGGCCUGAUACCGUAGGCAAGAGGAGAAUGUCGCUUGUGCUUGCUGAGAUUAUGUAUCAAAGUGAACACAGAUUCAUGCCCGUUGAUCUUGGUGCUGCGGAGCACGGAAUGGGCGGCUGUGAUGAUGUGGUGCGGAUGAGAGGAAAGACAAUGGUGGAUCAUAUCUUUGAAGUGUUGUGUAGGAAUCCUUUCUGUGUAGUUUUCUUGGAGAACAUUGACAAAGCCGACGAGAAGCUGCAGAUGAGCUUGCUAAAGGCUAUAGAAACUGGAAAGUUUAUGGAUUCGCAUGGGAGAGAAAUCGGAAUCGGAAACACCACGUUUGUUAUGACUUCAUCUUCGGUAGAUGACUACGGAACAUUAGCUGCUUAUUCUGAAGAGAAACUCUUGAGAGCAAAGGGAAGGCAAGUGGAGAUACAGAUUGAAACUGUGUCCAGGUUGCCAAAUGUGAGAACGGUUUCUAGAUUGAGAUCGGUGAAAAAGAGGAAGGUGAUAGGAAAACAGUUGAACAGAGCAACUAAUGCAGUUCUUGAUUUGAACCUUCCGGCACAAGAAACCGAACCCGAGGAUAGUGAAGAAAACUCAAAGGUUUGGUUAGUGAAUUUGAAGAAACACAGCCGUCUCACUGAGGUUCCUUUUAAGCCUUUCGACUUUGAAGGAUUAGCAGAAAGAAUUUAAAAAAGCGUAAAAGAGAUUUUUGAAAAAUGCGUGAGAUCAUCAGAUUGUUUGCUGGAAGUUGACCCUAAGAUCAUGGAACGACUACUAGCGGCUGUUUAUUUCUCUGACAAUAGAAAAGAUAUCAUCAAAGAGUUGAUGGAGAAAGUAAUGGCUCGAGUGUUCUUGCAUGUUAAAGAAAGGUAUGAAAUCACUUCUUGUUCUGUAGUAAAACUGGUUGGUCGAGAUCUUGACAUUUUUCUCGAGGAUCAAAUGGACUUGUUCCUUGUAAAAUCUCAGUAGGUUAAGAUUUUUUUUUUUUGAACACAGAUGGUUAAAAUGUAGAUGAAGUUUUAUUUGGGAAGUGUAUAAGAUAAGGUAGAGUUGGUUAUAGGUAUUGUUGUCCUUUUGUGUUGUUAUACUAUUAUAAUGUGUGUUAUGAUGUAUCAUGUCGUUUGAGUGGGUCGUUUUCUUGUUUGUAUGUACAAGUUUCUGUAAAUUAAUAAUUGUUUUCAUAUAUUAUAAACCAAUAGAGCUUUUAAAAA
Messenger RNA from Raphanus sativus (radish), 3029 nucleotides. Its product is annotated as protein SMAX1-LIKE 8. The transcript is spliced from 4 exons. Lineage: Eukaryota; Viridiplantae; Streptophyta; Magnoliopsida; Brassicales; Brassicaceae. Gene Ontology annotation, molecular function: ATP binding; ATP hydrolysis activity. Bases 130 to 2508 code for a protein of 792 amino acids. The record is from RefSeq and is a predicted model, not a curated record.